GUUGUAGAGUCAGUAUUAGUGUGUUUUCACAGUGAUGGUGUCAGUCGUCUUGUCCAUUGUACUACUCGUAUCUUGUGUGGCCCUGAUCCCGACUACAUGGGCUGAGGACUGUACAAGCUACUGGGAUGACAGCGGCGUCCAUCGCGAUGGCGUUGCAUGUGACAGCAUGCACUGCUGCGGAAGUUGUCACAGUAAAUACUGCUGCAAUGACGACACACGGCAGCUAACUAGAGAGCAGCAGGAGGGUUGUGACGACAGACAUGGGCCACUGGGGUCCCCCUCUGCAACCAGGCUCAAAGGUACGGUGCGAUGGCGAGCUCGAGGUGUAUCUAUGGGACUCAACCAGAUGAGGUCCGGCUUUGAGAAACACGCCAAAACUGCUAUACUUGUGGGCAGUAUCCUUGGCUCGGUUAUUCCUUUCAUCUUCUGUGUGGGUUUAUGUGUCUGCUUCCUGGCUCCAUGCUGCUUUCUGUACAAAAAGUGCAGGAAAAGGCAAAACCCGCGACGUCAAAAUGUGCCGACAUCCACCUUUAUCGCUGUACCUCAGCAGCCUCCCCGUCCGGCUCAGCACCCACUAUCCCAUCCCAGCUACCAGCCUGUGCCUGUGCAGCCCGGCUAUGGAGGCCCCACCAUUCCCACAGCACCACCUCCUCCUGCAUACAUGGAAGCUGCUCUUCCAGCAUAUCCACAGCCUGCUGUGCCUCCUCAUCCUGGUCAGCAUCCGCAGCCUCCUUAUAACCCGUCUUAUGGGUUCAUGCACACAUGAGUUGGAUUACCUGCAUUUAUCACAUUUUGAAUGUGGAGGCAUUUGAAAUGUCAUUUUGGAAAUAUACACGAUAGAUGAGCUGAUCUUAAUCCAUCAUGUAUGUUCUUACAUUGAUGCUUGAACUCAUGUGUGACGUAUUCCCUAAGUGCUCUUGGUGUGGUACACUUGUUUACAAUGAACUCAUCAACGGUAUAAAUGCUAGAUGACCAGUUUGCUCCUUACCGCUAUGACAACUUUGGUUCUGUUGCUGUUGUGGGAAUAUACUUGUUAAUA
This is a messenger RNA of Doryrhamphus excisus (bluestripe pipefish), 1039 nucleotides long. Its product is annotated as protein shisa-4-like. The record is from RefSeq and is a predicted model, not a curated record. NCBI's taxonomy places the organism in Eukaryota, Metazoa, Chordata, Actinopteri, Syngnathiformes, Syngnathidae.